AUGGUGAAGAGGAAAAGCCUGGACGAGAACGAGCCGGAGUGCGGGAAGGGAAUACCGUUCCCCAUCCAGACCUUCCUAUGGAGGCAAACCAGUGCAUUUCUGCGUCCAAAGUUGGGAAAACAGUAUGAGGCAUCUUGUGUGUCCUUUGAGCGGGUGCUGGUGGAGAAUAAGCUCCACGGGCUGUCGCCGGCCCUGUCAGAGGCCAUCCAAAGCAUCUCCCGCUGGGAGCUCGUCCAGGCAGCCCUGCCUCAUGUACUCCACUGCACCUCCAUCCUGCUGUCUAACAGGAACAAGCUGGGCCACCAGGACAAGCUGGGAGUGGCCGAGACCAAGCUGCUCCACACACUGCACUGGAUGCUGCUGGAGGCUGCCCAGGAGUGCAACCACGAGCCGAGCCUGGGCCACGGCUGGUCCGCGGGCAGCAGCAGCAGCGCCUUCCUCCAGCCUGUGGGAAACCAGGGCUCCUCGCCCGGGGCUCCCGGCUCCUGCUCCGGCUCAGCCCUAGGGGGGUCGGGGCCCCAGCACAGUGGUUCCCUGCUGGAGGAGGAUGAGCACGCUCGUACCAAGCUGUUUCACAAGAGCAUGGCCACCGUGGAGCUGUUUGUGUUCCUGUUUGCUCCGCUUAUUCAUCGGAUAAAGGAGUCAGACUUGACCUUCCGAUUGGCCAGCGGCCUGGUAAUAUGGCAGCCAAUGUGGGAGCACCGCCAGCCUGACAUCCCUGCCUUUACUGCACUCAUCAAACCUGUGAGAAACAUUGUGACAGCUAAGAGGAACUCCCCAGUCAACAACCAGUGCAGCCCCUGCGGAUCUCCAUCUCUCUCUCUCUCCCACCCACAGGGCUUCCAGGUGGUUUGCGAAGCCGCCCAAUCAGAUUCCUCCUCCCCCGCGGCUGGAGAGCAGAGCUGUCGUCGUGGUAACUCAGUCGAGAAAGGUGGCCCUUCCCAACAACCCCCACCAGUAAAAGGCCCUUCCAAGAAAAAGUGAGCACUGACAUCAGCCCCUGCUGGCCUGCCAACAUCCGUGGCCCAGCGAGCGCGUUAUGCCACCUACUUUGAUGUGGCCGUGCUGCGCUGCCUGCUGCAGUCACACUGGACAGAGGAGGGCGUGCACUGGGCCUUGAUGUUUUACCUCCAGCGCCUGAGGCAGAUCCUGGAGGAGAGACCUGAACGCCCCCCGGAGCCCCUGGUCACGCCUCUGCCACGUCCACGCAGCAGCUCCAUGGUGGCUGCAACGCCCUCUUUGGUCAACACUCACAAAACCCAGGAUAUGAGUCUGAAAUGCAACGAAGAGGGCAAAUCUCUGAGCACAGAAACCUUUGCAAAGGUGUCUCUGACUAACCUCCGCCGACAGGCGGUCCCUGACCUCUCCUCCGACCUGGGAAUGAACAUCUUCAAGAAGUUUAAGAACCGGCGUGAGGACAGGGAGAGGAAGGGCUCCAUCCCUUUCCAUCACACAGGGAAGAAGCGUCAGCGCCGCAUGGGGGUUCCCUUCCUGCUUCACGAGGACCACCUGGACGUCUCGCCCACCCGCAGCACCUUCUCCUUCGGAAGCUUCUCCGGCCUGGGUGACGACCGGCGAGCUCUGGACCGUGGGGGCUGGCAGGCCACGAUCAUGGGCAAAUUCACACGCAGGGGCAGCACGGACACAGCUGCAGACGCUGACAGCCUGAGCGCCAAACACUCUCAUUCCCACCACUCUCUCCUCAGAGACAUGCCUGACCACUCCAACAGCCACAGUGAUAACACCGUUAAAGAAGUUCGAUCUCAGAUCUCCACUAUCACCAUGGCGGCAUUCAACACGACAGUGGCGUCCUUCAACGUGGGCUACGCCGACUUCUUCACCGAGCACAUGAAGAAGCUCUGCAACCCUGUUGCCGUCCCUGAGAUCCCUGUGGAGCCGCUGGCCUGCGCCAACCUGCCACGCAGCCUCACCGACUCCUGCAUCAACUAUUCCUGCCUGGAGGAAGGGGAGAACAUUGAGGGGACCAAUAACUUUGUACUGAAGAAUGGCAUGCUGGACCUCACUGCUGUCCUGCGAGCACUCUACGCCGUCCUCAGUCACGACAUCAGCUCCAGGAUCUGCGACGUGGCCCUAAACAUCAUCGACUGCCUGCUGCAGCUGGGCGUGGUGCCAGGCAUGGGCAAGAAGCUGUCCAAGCCUGACAACAAAGAGAACCAGGAGGCGCGAGCCAAAGACCCAGCUAGUCAAGGCCUUGGAGGAGGUGCCCAGGGUGGCGGAGCAGUCCCAGGAGCAGGUGGAGGGGGAGACGGAGGCGGAGGUGGAGGAGGAGGGGGAAGUGGUGGAGGGAGUGGGCAGGGGAGCAAGGAUGAUGUGAAGAAUAACAAGGAUAAUGAUAAAAAGGAAGAAAGCUCUGGCCUCAGCACCCACCGCCUGGCUCUGACCAUGCUGAUCAAGAUAGUCAAAUCUCUGGGAUGUGCCUACGGCUGUGGCGAGGGGCACCGCGGAUUGUCAGGAGAUCGCCUCAGGAUGCAGGCUCAGAACUGCCUGACCAGCCUGUAUAAGCUGGACAAGCUGCAGUUUCGCCAGACAAUGCGCGAGUAUGUGAAUAAAGACUCUCUCAAUAACAUUGUGGACUUCCUGCAUGCGCUGCUGGGCUUCUGCAUGGAGCCCAUUACUGACAACAAGGCGGGCUUCGGGAACAACUUCACCACGGGAGACAACAAGUCCGUGGCCCAGAAUAUGGAGGCGGUGGUGGUGGGUUGCAUGUUCAAGUCUCUCAUCACCCGCUGCGCCUCGACCACUCACGAGCUGCACAGCCCCGAGAACCUGGGUCUGUACUGCGACAUCCGCCAGCUGGUGCAGUUCAUUAAGGAGGCCCAUGGAAAUGUGUUCCGCAGGGUGGCACUGAGCGCGCUCCUGGACAGCGCUGAGAAGGUCACCGCCACCAAGAAACCUGAAGAGAAGGAAGAAACCAAACAGCCUGGACCCAGGAGGUCAGAGGCGGGUGUGUCCGGGGAGAAGGGUCAGGUGUCCAGUGCUGCAGAUGAGUGUCGCAGCUACAUCUCCAGCAGACCCCCCCAGACACCCGAACAUGAAGAACAGAUCCCGGGGGCUCUGCUGGGCAGGAAGGAUUUUUGGAGGAAGAUGUUCAAGUCGCAGAGCGCCGCCAGUGACACAAGCAGCCAAUCAGAGCAGGACACCUCGGAGUGCACCACUGCCCACUCGGGCACCACCACUGACCGACGCUCUCGAUCCAGAUCCCGCCGCAUUUCACUUCGCAAGAAACUGAAGCUGCCCAUAGGCAACUGGCUAAAGCGUUCCUCUCUUUCUGGACUGACUGAUGGUGUUGAGGACCUGCUGGAUAUCAGCUCAGUGGAUCGACUCUCCUUCAUACGACAGAGCUCAAAGGUGAAGUUCACCAGUGCAGUGAAGCUAUCGGAGGGGGGAGCUGCAGGGCCGGAGUACGGCAGGGACGAGGAGGAGAAUUUCUUCAAGCGGCUCGGUCCCCAUGGUUUUCAGGAGCGUCUGGCAGCCAGUCAGGAGGCCAUGAAGAACAAGAAUGUGGUGAAUUUGGGCGCCAUUCGACAGGGUAUGAAACGUUUCCAGUUCCUCCUCAACUGCUGCGAACCGGGAACCAUACCUGACGCCUCCAUCCUUGCUGCUGCUCUGGACCUGGAAGCUCCAGUUGUGGCUCGGGCCUCCCUUUUCCUCGAAUGUGCCAGAUUUGUCCACCGCUGUAACCGUGGCAACUGGCCAGAGUGGAUGAAAGGUCACCAUGUUAAUAUCACCAAGAGAGGCCUGUCAAGGGGCCGAUCACCUAUCGUGGGCAACAAAAGAAACCAAAAACUCCAGUGGAAUGCUGCUAAACAUUUUUGCCAGUGGGGAGACGCAAUCGGCACGAGGCUCAGUGAACUGUGUCACUCUGACAGCGAGAGCCCUGCAAACAUCCUGGGUUACAUUUAUGAUGAAGAGACCAAACGGAGAAUGAGAAAAGAGGAUGAGGAAGAGGACUAUUUAGACGACAACACAGUCAAUCCUACAAAAUGUGGCUGCCCCUUUGCUCUGAAGAUGGCUGCCUGCCAGCUCUUGUUGGAAAUCACAACUUUCCUGCGAGAGACCUUUCCCUGCUUGCCACGCCCACGCACUGAGCCACUCGUGGAUCUCGACAGCUGCCGCCUGCGUUUAGACCCAGAGCUUGGUCGCCAUCGCUACGAGAGGAAGAUCAGCUUUGCAGGCAUUCUUGACGAUGAGGACGGGCACGAUUCGCUCAACAGCAGCAGCCAUACACUGAAGUCCGACACCACCUGCGAUGACAAGAAGACACAGGAGACCCAGGCGCCCAUCCGUAAGAUUCGUAUUGGAGGCUCCCGGCUGCUUCAGAUCAAAGGGGCCCGCAGUUUCCGUGUAAAGAAGGGUGGCUCCCUGUCCUCCAUACGCCGGGCAGGGAGCCUCAAGAGCACCAAGCUCUCUCGGCAGGACUCAGAGUCUGAGAAUGAAGAGGGAUUGCUGUCACAAACACACAGCAGGGACACUAUUACUGACAUUGGAAGUCCAUUCAGCACCAGUGAACCCAGCAUAGAGCCAGAGGGCCAGAGCUCAGGAGGAACAGAGGACAAUUACCACCGCAACAUGUCCUGGCUCCAUAUUAUGAUCCUGCUGUGCAACCAGCAGAGUUUCAUCUGUACCCAUAUAGACUUCUGCCACCCACACUGCUACCAGCACCACAGCCGCUCCUGUGCCCGUCUGGUCCGCGCCAUCAAGCUCGUGUACGGUGAGACGGUGGACAGCCUGAGAGAAGACAGCGCCUCUUCUGGCAACAUUGGGGCACGUGCAAAGAAAAACAAAGAGUGUUCUGACAAGUCUUGCCUGAGGACACCGUCCAUGAAGAGAAGACCCACCGACUCCAACACAGAAGGGAAGAAAGAUACAGGCAUGCUCAAGUACAUCCGCAACCAGGUGAUGAGCUUGUCACCGGCUCCACUUUCGCUGCUGAUCAAAGCGGCUCCCAUCUUGACCGACGACAUGUACGGAGACAUCCAGCCUGCAGCCUGGGAGCUCUUGCUCAGUGUGGAUGAACAUAUGGCAGCUGCUGCUGCUGCCAUGUUCCUCCUGUGUGCGGUAAAGGUCCCCGACGCAGUGACCGAAAUGAUGAUGGCGGAGUUCCAGCACCAGGAGGCCUGCCAGCGCAUCAACUCCAUCCUGAAGUUUUACACCCUGUGGCGUUUCCGCUACCAGGUGUGGCCUCGCAUGGAGGAAGGGGCCCAGCAGAUCUUUAAGAUCCCCCCUCCCAGCAUCAACUUCACUCUCCCAUCUCCUAUACUGGGCAUGCCCUGUGUCCCCAUAUUUGACCCCCCCUGGGUGCCCCAGAACACUGGCAGCGUUCAGGACCCAAUCAAUGAAGAUCAGUCUAAAUCUUUCUCAGCACGGGCGGUGUCGCGCUCUCACCAGCGAGCCGAGCACAUCCUGAAGAACCUGCAGCAAGAGGAAGAGAAGCGGCGUUUGGGCCGCGAGGCCAGCAUCAUCACGGCCAUCCCCGUGGCUCAGGAGGCCUGCUACGAGCCCACGUGCAGCCCACCGCCUGAGCAGGAGGAAGAAGCAGAAGAAGUGGUGAACCUGGCAUCACGCCGUCUGUCUGUCAGCCCAUCCUGUGCCUCCAGUAACUCCCACAGGAACUACUCUUUCCGUCGGGGUUCUGUGUGGUCUGUCCGUUCACUGGCCAGUGCCGAAGAUGAAGAGAACACAACAGAACACACUCCUACUCACCACAUGCUACAGCCACCCCAAGCUGUCUUCCCAGCAUGCAUCUGUGCUGCCGUCCUACCAAUAGUGCACCUCAUGGAGGACGGGGAGGUUCGUGAGGAUGGCGUGGCUGUGAGUGCUGUGGCCCAGCAAAUCCUCUGGAACUGCCUGAUUGAAGAUCCGGCCCUGGUGCUCCGCCACUUCCUGGAAAAACUAACAGUGAGCAACAGACAGGAUGAGCUGAUGUACAUGCUGAGGAAACUCCUGCUCAACAUUGGAGAUCUGCCGGCCCAGACGUCUCAUAUUCUCUUCAACUAUCUGGUGGGACUGAUCAUGUACUUUGUGCGGACUCCCUGUGAGUGGGGUAUGGAUGCCAUCUCGGCCACACUGACCUUCCUGUGGGAGGUGGUUGGCUAUGUGGAGGGACUCUUUUUCAAGGACCUGAAGCAGACCAUGAAGAAGGAGCAGUGUGAGGUCAAACUGCUUGUCACUGCAUCCAUGCCAGGAACCAAAACCCUGGUGGUGCAUGGCCAGAACGAAUGUGACAUUCCAACACAGCUCCCAGUCCAUGAGGACACUCAGUUUGAAGCACUGCUCAAGGAGUGUCUUGAAUUUUUCAAUAUUCCUGAGGCCAGAUCAGCACACUACUUCCUCAUGGACAAACGAUGGAACCUCAUCCAUUAUUCCAAGACAUAUGUAAGAGACAUAUACCCCUUCCGGAGGUCAGUCUCUCCACAGCUCAACCUAGUCCACAUGCUGCCUGAGAAAGGACAAGAGCUCAUCCAGAAACAGGUGUUUUCCCGUAAACUAGAGGAGGUCGGUCGGGUCCUCUUCCUCAUCUCCCUCACACAACACAUGCCGGCCGUGCACAAACAAUCCCACGUCUCCCUGCUACAGGAAGACCUGCUCCGCCUUCCCUCCUUCCCACGAACCGCCAUCGACGCAGAGUUCUCAUUGUUCAAUGAGCCACAAGGUAAGGAGCUGUUUGGUUUGGACACCCUCCACAAGGUGCUGUGGAUCAAGCUGCUGGAAGAAAUGUUUCUGGGCAUGCCCAGUGAGUACCCGUGGGGCGACGAGAUGAUGCUGUUCCUCAACGUCUUCAAUGGAGCGCUGCUGCUGCACCCGGAGGACAGUGCCCUCCUCAGGCAGUACACUGCAACUGCCAUCAACACUGCUGUACACUUCAACCAUCUCUUCUCUCUGAGCGGUUACCAGUGGAUCCUGCCAACCAUGCUGCAGGUCUAUGCUGACUAUGAGAGCAACCCUUUACUGAGGCAGGGCAUCGAGUUCUGCUGCCGGCAGUUCUACAUCCUCCACCGCAAACCCUUCAUCCUGCAGCUGUUUGCAAGUGUGGCUCCCCUGCUAGAAUUCACCACCAGCACCAGUACUGGUCUGUCUAAAGGAGUGUCAGCCCAGUGUCUGUUUGACCUGUUAGUGUCCCUGGAGGGUGAGACCCAGGACGCCCUGGACGCUCUGGAGCUGGUCAAGGCUGAGAAACCUCUCCGCUCUCUAGAUUUCUGUUAUGGCAAUGAGGACUUGGCCUUUUCUAUCAGCGAGGCCAUCAAGCUGUGUGUUACUGUGGUUGCUUACGCCCCCGAAUCCUUCAGGAGUCUCCAGAUGCUGAUGGUGCUGGAGGCCUUGGUUCCCUGCUUUCUCCAGAAGCUGAAGAGCAACACGGUUACGAUGGAAUCAGCUUCGGCUGCCAGGGAUGAGAUUGCUGCCAUCGCUGCUCUGGCAACCUCACUGCAGGCCCUCCUCUACAGCUCAGAAGCUCUAACAAGGCCCAUGACAGCCCCGCAGAUGUCCCGCUGUGAUCAGGGCCAUAAGGGGGGCACUACAGCUAACCACGCCAUGUCAGGAGGGGUCAACACCAGGUCAGGAUGUUAUGACGAGUACUGAUGUCUUGUUUAUGUUCCCAGGGACAACCUCCACCUGCUGGAGGAGGGCCAGGGCAUGCCAAGGGAAGAGCUGGACGAGCGCAUCGCCCGGGAGGAGUUCCGCCGGCCACGGGAGUCCCUGUUGAACAUCUGCACUGAGUUUUACAAACACUGCGGCCCACGUCUGAAAAUCCUGCAGAACGUUGCCGGUGAGCCCCGGGUCACAGCCCUGGAGCUGCUGGACAUCAAGUCCCACAUGAGGCUGGCAGAGAUUGCCCAUGCCCUGUUGAAGCUGGCGCCCUACGACACCCUGACCAUGGAGAGCCGAGGACUGCGGCGCUACAUCAUGGAGAUGCUGCCCAUCACAGACUGGUCGUCCGAGGCCGUUCGCCCCGCUCUCAUCCUCAUCCUCAAGAGGCUGGACCGCAUGUUCAACAAGAUCCACAAGAUGCCCACGCUCAGGAGACAAGUGGAGUGGGAGGCAGCCAGCAGCCUGAUCGAGGGGAUCUGCCUGACCCUGCAGCGACAGCCAAUCAUCUCUUUCCUCCCACACCUUCGCUCAUUGAUCAACGUCUGUGUUAACCUGGUAAUGGGUGUGGUUGGUCCCUCCAGCGUGGCCGACGGGCUACCUCUGCUCCACCUUAGCCCCUACCUCUCCCCUCCGCUUCCUUUCAGCACGGCAGUGGUCCGGCUGGUGGCCCUGCAGAUCCAGGCCUUGAAGGAUGACUUCCCCCUCAGUCAUGUGAUCUCACCUUUCACCAAUCAAGAGAGGCGAGAGGGGAUGCUGCUCAACCUGCUUAUUCCCUUUGUGCUGACUGUGGGCUCUGGAAGCAAAGACAGUCCCCAUCUUGAGCAGCCUGAGAUCUUCCUGCUCCUGCAGACUGUCAUUAAUAUCCUUCUGCCUCCUCGGAUCAUCUCCACCUCUCGAACCAAGAACUUCAUGCUGGACGCUUCUCCCGCUCACUGCUCCACCCCGGGUGACACUGGAAAGGAUCUGCGUAGAGAGGGAUUAGCUGAGUCCACCAGCCAGGCUGCAUAUCUGGCUCUAAAGGUGGUGUUGGUUUGCUUUGAGAGGUCCCUGGGAAACCAGUGGUACCGGCUGAGCCUGCAGGUGAAAGAGAUGGCUCUGAGGAAGGUGGGCGGCCUGGCCUUUUGGGACUUCAUUGACUUCAUUGUCCGAACGCGUAUCCCUAUUUUUGUCCUGCUGAGACCAUUCAUACAGUGCAAGUUGUUGACCCAGCCCGCUGAUUCCCAGGAGGAGAUUACGGCACGUCACCACAUCGCCGACCAGCUGGAGCGACGCUUCAUCCCACGACCUCUCUGCAAGAGCUCCCUGUUUGCAGAGUUCAACAAUGAACUCAAGAUCCUUAAGGAGGCUGUGCACAGUGGCUCUGCCUACCAAGGCAAGACGUCCAUCAGCACAGUGGGCACCUCCACAUCAGCCUAUCGCCUAAGUUUGGCCACGAUGUCGCGCUCCAACACGGGCACGGGCACAGUUUGGGAGCAGGAAAGCCAACCAUCACGCCAACCCUCCCAAGACACACUCAGCCGCACUGAUGAGGACGAUGAAGAGAAUGACUCCAUGAGUAUUCCCAGUGUGGUGAGCGAGCACGAGGCCUUCCUGCCCAGGGUGAUAUCACAACGCCGUUUCUCCAGCCACGCCACCGGCUCAGCGGCCUCGCAGCCCGAAGCCCCAUGCACCACCAUGCUGCCCAGUCACAGUGAACCCAAUGUGCUAGAUGAGUCCCAGGGCCUUCUACAGGAGGGUAACCUCUCUAGGGUUGCCAGUGUGCAGAGUGAACCAGGCCAGCAGAACCUCCUGAUACAACCUCCGUUAGGAAGAAAGCGUGGCCUCAGACAGCUGCGACGCCCUCUGCUGUCCAUUCCAAAGAAUGAACCUCGUGGUCGAUCUGGAGCACGGCUCUCCACCACCCGCAGGAGCAUCCAGCCCAAGAACAAACCACUGGCACAUGGAGACCAAAAGAGGUCAGUCACCUUUACAGAGAAUCAAGGCCAGCAGGCGGGGAUAAGCAAGCCCCCAACUCCCAGCGCUGUGGACCCUCCGGCCGAGGGCAGGAAGGCCAGUCCUGCUCCCUUAAAGUCCCCCACGCUGGAAGUGCCAUCUGCGUCCUCAGCCACAGUCACGGCCGAUCUGCACAGCCCUGCUGACACACACGUUCCUCCAGCCAUAAGCAGUAAGGAGAAGAGAGAGCAGUGGGGGCUCCGCAGCAGCCUCUCCCCUCCUCCAUCCAUCUCCCGCCCCUCCACCCCAACUCCCCCAUCCCGAACCUCCUCUCCUCUCCCCCCACCCCUCCCAGUGCUGGGCACAGCGCCUGCUCCGGGCCCCCCACCUCCACCUCCGCUGCCACCAACUGUGCUUCUUCCUCCACCUCCACCGGGACCACCCAGGAUCAGAGAGAGCCCCGGGGAUGAGGACACAGCCGCGCUCCUGCCAUGCAGCAACACCCUGCUGCAGCUGAGUGAGGACGACGGCACAGUCAACCCCCUCCUCACUCCGCUGCUGUCCCCUCCCUCGCCUCGCCAGGCACCACUGCCGCUCUCUCCCGUUGACCUGGACCUGGACGAGUCCCACGUGUGAGGGGUGAUAUUUCACUGCAAAAACACAAUCUAAAAGUAAAUUAGAUUUACUUUUAAAGUUUAAAAGGA
This is a messenger RNA of Toxotes jaculatrix (banded archerfish), 10244 nucleotides long. RefSeq names its product protein unc-80 homolog. The transcript is spliced from 64 exons. Gene Ontology annotation, cellular component: cation channel complex; axon. Gene Ontology annotation, biological process: monoatomic cation homeostasis. NCBI's taxonomy places the organism in Eukaryota, Metazoa, Chordata, Actinopteri, Toxotidae. Gene Ontology annotation, molecular function: monoatomic cation channel activity. The record is from RefSeq and is a predicted model, not a curated record.